CUCUGUUGUCCGAUGUACCGUUCGAUCAUGCCGUUCGAUGUAACUUACUUCCUGAUUGAGUCAUUGACGUGGAUCUGCGUUUGAUUCCGACUGUGAGAAAUGGGGAGAAUAACUCGCUACGAAGUGGUGUUUUCUAAGGAAGAUGCGAUAUUCCAGGCUGGAGAUGAAGUGGAAGGCUUUGUUUAUUUAGAUCUCAACGAGGAGUUUAAAUGCAGAGCUGUGAGGAUACGGUGUUCCGGCGAAUGCCAUACCUAUGUUGAUGAUGGCAGCUCCUCUGAGGAUGAAUGGGAAAACUAUUAUGAAGAAACCAUCACUGUCUUUGGGAAAAUGAAGGGACAGCCAGGCGAGGACCCAGUUCUUCAACCUGGGAGUUACGAAUACCCGUUCAAAUUUCAACUUCCAAUGCGAGGUUUACCGUCGUCUUUUGAAUACAAAAAACAGUAUGUUCGCUACAUGGUCAAGAGCUUCAUUGACAUACCGAGAAAAUUUGAUAGAUCUGCCAAGAAGUUUUUCACUCUUAUCCAGGUGUCGGAUCUUAAUCAGGAAAGAAAUGCCAUGAAAUCGCAACGGAAACAGGCUCAGAAGUCAGUGGGGAUGUGGUGCUGUGCCGCUGGAUAUCUAGACCUAUGGAUGCAGAUCCCAAGGACUGGUUACGUUCCUGGCGAGAGCAUUAUAUUAAAGGGUGAAGCAAAUAAUCACACCACUCGAGAAAUGAGCGCCACGACGGUUUAUCUUGCGCAGAAUAUCAAGGUGCGAGCGCAUGGAAAGAAAAAACGUUAUGGUCGUAAUGUCGUCGAGAUAAAAAAACUCAAGUAUGCUCCGGGUGAAACGUGUGUUUGGGACAACCAGCCGUUAUUGAUUCCUGCUGUUGCUCCAUCGUUCCUUAUGGGAUGCUCACUGAUUGAUCUGUACUAUUCUCUAGAGGUAUCAGCAAGUCCGUCAGGCCCGUCGUUCGACCUUGACCUCUCCUAUGACAUCAUCAUAGGGACCGUACCUCACCGUGAGGCCCUUGCGAUGGAAUCAGCUUACAUGCCCCCGCCUGCUGGUCCAAAUAUGGUGAAAAUUGGAUUCGAGGGCCAGGCCCAGGGAGGUCCACCGCCCUCGGAAGGUCCGAUACCGUUAUUGCCGCCACCAUCAUAUAACGCCUGCAUGUUCGGCGAGGUUGAACCAGAGGACAAGAGAGACAAGGGUGCCAAUGCAGAAGGGAAUCAGAAAGACAAGUUUGCACCCAGAUACACUUAUUACAACUUCCAACCUAACCCCGCAACAUAGACGGAAUGUGUAGUGUAGUCAGGCACAUGACGAUUAUGAUGGAUGGUUCCUCAUAGUUUUUAUACCUGUAUAUAAACUAGGUCAGAUAUCUCUGCAGUUCUGUCUGGCCUACCUUGUCCAAACAGCGACCAGAGAGAAUCUUAAUACUUGACUUACCAAACUCAGAAAUGCAGCGCC
This is a messenger RNA of Lineus longissimus, 1449 nucleotides long. Its product is annotated as arrestin domain-containing protein 3-like. Gene Ontology annotation, cellular component: cytoplasm. Bases 100 to 1272 code for a protein of 390 amino acids. NCBI's taxonomy places the organism in Eukaryota, Metazoa, Nemertea, Pilidiophora, Heteronemertea, Lineidae. Gene Ontology annotation, biological process: protein transport. The transcript is spliced from 7 exons. The record is from RefSeq and is a predicted model, not a curated record.